UUUAUCUCGCUACAUGACUAACUAGAUCAACAUUCAAUACAAUGAGGAGAACAACAAAGUAUUUUCUUUAACUAAACUAACUUGUCCGACUCUUCCACUUUUCGAGGAUGAAAUUAAACAUUAGGUGAGUGGCUUUGGCUGAGUGCAAAGGCAGCACUAUCAUCACUACAAGAGGAUUGAUUCCCCUGUGACACUAUCGCAGGAUGUCCGAGCACGUUUGCGUCACCGGCGGCAGUGGCUGCAUCGGUUCAUGGCUGGUCCAUCUCCUCCUCGAUCGUGGCUACACCGUUCACGCCACCGUCCAAAAUCUCAACGAUGAAACCGAGACGAAGCAUCUACAAUCUCUCGAAGGAGCAUCCACUCGCCUCCGCCUGUUCCAGAUCGAUCUCCUCCACUACGACACCGUCCUCGCCGCCGUCAACGGCUGCGCCGGCGUUUUCCACCUCGCCUCUCCUUGUAUUGUUGAUCAAGUCCAUGACCCUCAGAAGGAGCUUCUGGACCCGGCGAUCAAAGGGACUGAGAAUGUUCUUGCUGCGGCGAAGGAAGCAGGAGUGCGGCGCGUGGUGGUCACGUCCUCUGUUUCUGCGAUUACCCCGAGCCCCAGUUGGCCUUCUGAUGUUGUCAAGAGAGAGGAUUGCUGGACUGACAUUGAAUACUGCCAGCAAAAAGAGUUGUGGUAUCCAAUGUCAAAGACAUUGGCAGAGAAAGCUGCUUGGGAUUUUGCUAAAGAGAAUGGUUUGGAUGUUGUGGUGGUGAAUCCUGGUACUGUAAUGGGCCCUGUUAUUCCACCAAGGCUUAAUGCAAGCAUGGUCAUGUUAGUGAGACUUCUUCAAGGUUGUGCUGAAACAUAUGAGAACUUCUUUAUGGGAUUGGUCCACUUUAAAGAUGUAGCAUUGGCACAUAUUUUAGUGUAUGAGAACAAAGGAGCAGCUGGUAGACAUAUGUGUGUAGAAGCUAUUUCUCACUACGGCGACUUUGUAGCAAAAGUUGCUGAACUUUAUCCAGAGUUUAAUGUGCCAAAGAUGCAACGAGAUACCCAGCCAGGAUUGUUGAGAGCAAAGGAUGGAUCAAAGAAACUCAUGGAUUUGGGUUUGGAAUUCAUUCCAAUGGAGGAAAUUAUUAAGGAUGCUGUAGAGAGUUUGAAGGACAAAGGGUUCAUAUCUUGAAUGAUGCUGCUGUUAUUUGGAACCCCAGGUAAACUAGAGAUAGGUGAUAGGUUGCAUUGCACUAUAAGUACUAUGGGCAUAUGGUGGUAUCUGUAGAAUCUGUUUCCCCAAUAUGCUUAUGCAAAGUUACUCUGACUUGAAUAUCUGUUGUCAUUUUCUUUUCUUCUUUUUAAAUAAAUAGCAAGAGAUUAAGCAUUAAAAAA
Messenger RNA from Lotus japonicus, 1369 nucleotides. RefSeq names its product cinnamoyl-CoA reductase 1-like. Gene Ontology annotation, molecular function: oxidoreductase activity, acting on the CH-OH group of donors, NAD or NADP as acceptor. The transcript is spliced from 6 exons. Bases 204 to 1166 code for a protein of 320 amino acids. The record is from RefSeq and is a predicted model, not a curated record. NCBI's taxonomy places the organism in Eukaryota, Viridiplantae, Streptophyta, Magnoliopsida, Fabales, Fabaceae.